This is a messenger RNA of Carassius carassius (crucian carp), 2046 nucleotides long. It is a transcript of the gene trmt44, whose product is annotated as tRNA methyltransferase 44 homolog. Gene Ontology annotation, molecular function: tRNA (uridine) methyltransferase activity; metal ion binding. NCBI's taxonomy places the organism in Eukaryota, Metazoa, Chordata, Actinopteri, Cypriniformes, Cyprinidae. The record is from RefSeq and is a predicted model, not a curated record. The transcript is spliced from 11 exons. The coding region runs from base 107 to 2005 and encodes 632 amino acids. Gene Ontology annotation, biological process: tRNA methylation.
AGACGAGGACGAGCUGUGGUUGUGUUAGUAGCUUGUAGUUUUCGGUACUCUAGAAAUAAUCUUCUACUGUUUUUUUUUAGAUAUAUGUUUUUCUGAGGUCGAAAGCAUGUCGCAGCUUUCUGAAAUAAACAUGACAGACAUGCGCAGCGAUAGUAUGUGGUCCGCUGCCGACGUCUGGAUCAAGAAGCCACAUGUAGUAAAUAAGAGACUGUGUGGCGUAACAGAGACGGAGUACAUGGAUGUGGACACUGCGGAAUUAAUUCAGGUUUUAUUUUCUCUUCUGGGGCCUAAUAUUAAGAUUGCUGAUAUUUCUAUGUUUCUUCACGCUGAUAUUGUGGAUAAGGAGCAUGAAACUGCAGGACGCUGGUGUGUUGGAGUCAGAACUAUUAUUCCCAAAGUGAACAAGACAGGAGAGAGUCUAUACAAAGAGGUUAUCAUAAAAGAUAAUGUUGGGCAUGCAGUGACAUUUAUACCAUUUGAAGAGACUGGCGUGGAACAGGUUACUGUCAAGAGCAGUAACAUAUAUCAAAUACAGCUGCAGUUAAAGCCAGAGGAAUGGAUGUUUUCUCUUCACGCUCUGACACCUGAGCACUGGUGGAGUGAUGGAGUAGUUUACCCUAAACUCUCCUGGCUCUGUACUAAACUCUUGCCUAAACUAUCACGCUGGGCUCUGGAGAGCAAGACCAGUGAGUUUAAGAGUACCCUUUCGCUCAUACCUGUGGAGAAAUAUGGUAUCCUCUACCACCAGCUGAAAGAAAAAUACAAAGCAUUAGUAAAGGUCUGGCCUGAAGUUACUGAUCCAGAGAAGUUUGUCUUUGAAGAUGUUGCAAUUGCUACAUAUCUGUUGGUCUUAUGGGGUGAAGAGCGUACUGAAAAGGGAACAACAACCAAACAGUCCUUUGUGGAUCUUGGCUGUGGAAAUGGCCUCCUGGUUCACAUAUUAAACAACGAAGGGCAUCCUGGAAAGGGCAUGGACAUUCGCAAAAGAAAGAUUUGGGACAUGUAUGGGCCUGGUACUCAUCUAGAGGAAAAUGCCAUCACACCCAGCAAUGACUUCCUCUUCCCCACCACAGACUGGCUGAUUGGAAACCACUCCGAUGAGCUUACACCAUGGAUCCCUGUAAUAGCAGCCAGAUCAUCUUACUCAUGCCGCUACUUCGUGAUUCCCUGCUGCUUUUAUGACUUCUGUGGGAAGUACCAGCGCAGACAAUGUAAGAAGUCUCAGUAUAAGGAGUAUAUUGACUUCGUAACUGAUGUCAGCACAAUGUGUGGCUUCUACACAGAGGAGGACUGUCUGAGGAUCCCUUCCACCAAACGUGUAUGCAUAAUAGGCAAAGGAAGGAGAUACAGAAAGGCCGAAGAGGCUCUGGUUGAGAAACAGCGAAGUGAUUAUAUCAAGAGACGUGAGGCUUUAUUCACAGCCUCAGGGGUCAGUAUGAAUGUCAAUCAAAGUAGCCAUUAUAGACCUAAUGACAAUGGACAGAAUAUCUCAACCCCUGUGAACGACUGGGUGAAUGGUUUUCAACCAAGAGAAAAGACGGAGACCAUUAGGAACUGUGCAGCCCUUCCGAGGGCUUUUGUGGAUGCAGUGGUUCUAAGGGUAGCAAAGGCCUUGCUGAGUCUGACUGAGAGGAACACGGAAAGCAGCAGUUGUGGUGAUGCAUGGAACACAGGAGGCAGUAUGUUGAUUAGUGAAGUAGUCAACCUCCUGGACCAGUCUUCUCUGCAAGCACUAAAGAAAGAGUGUGGUGGUCUCCAGACUCUACUGAAAAACAACCACCAGGUGUUCAGAGUGGAGGGUGGAAGGGUCUUUAUUCGGGACUGGAGGAAAACUACACUGGCACAAAGCUCUAGAGUGACCUCCAAGCGCAAACCUCCUCCCUCAGGUGCCCUGAAGACCCGGUUUUGCUGGUUCCACACCCACCAUCCCCAAGGAUGCCCUCUGCUCUGUGACCACUGUGCCUUUGCUCAUGGAGAGACUGACUUGAAAAAUCCCCAAAGAUGAUUCGGACCUGAACAGUAGAUUGUUUUUGCUCUAUUAAUAUC